CACCAGUCACUACACUGGUGCCUAUUUAUCUAUUUGAUCUGAUAGUCUACACUCCGCCACAACCUACUUUCCACCUCUCCCCCUUCCCGCCUUCUGGCCUCUUUCCAUCCAUCCACAACAAGACAUUCACCACCUCGCUCCUUCUUCCAUCCUAGCCAUGAUGUAGUUUCCCCAUUCAUUGCAGUUCUAAAAUGACACACAAUACCAUAGCGAAGUAGCAAAUCUCACCUAAAACAAUCACCGUAGCACAAAUCUCCCCCAACAUCAACCGUCUCACGUCGGAAGUGGAAUCCGAGCCUCCCCAGAAAACCAAAAAUAAGGAUUACGAGUCCAAUCUACAAAGGUAGAACCAUGAUCAGGUCCAAACCGACGCGAAUCACGCUCGGGGACGAAGAUCUGCGCUUUCACCUGCAGCGGCUUCUAGCGCGCCAUACUCGUCUGGCGGAGUGGCAUCAACAUGACCAAUAUCUGAACGGCAGCGACUUCGACGAGAACGAGGACGAUGCCUUUCUCGAGUCCGACUCGGAUCUGUUCUCCCCACCGGACUUCUCUCCCUCGCGUUCGGUCUGUGGGUCGAACCCAGACGGUUUUCCUGAGGAUAGUAGCUCGACGCCGCGCGGGGGAGGCAGAGGCAACAACACAGGUUCCAGGCCUGCGUUUCCGUCAGAGGAAUCCACUGGAUCUUCGUCUGCAUCGGCCUCGUCGUCAUUAGACGCAGACCAGCCAGUCAUUGUUCUAUCCUCCUCUUUGUCAUUGCUGGAACUUGGGGGAUCUGCUGCAGACCAGGGGACUGCAGAUACGCGCAGUGAAUUCCAGCCUUCAACAGAAAGCGGUGAUGGCAGUUCCUCACAGAGUCGAAUUGCUGCACAAGGUCUAUAUUCACCACCAGGCCAUUACGUCAUUCGAGAAAGUUCUUUGUCUCAUUGUAUAACACCCGCACGGGCCGGAUCAGAUGAGGUCUCAUGUGAAGACACGGGAUCUCACUCACUAGAGUGUGACUCUCAGAUAUCUCUUCCAUCUGUUUCGCAUACUUCCCUCCAUCAGCCAGAGUUAUCUUCUCCAGCUUUCCGUUCGGUAUCGUCAGAAACAAGAACCAUGAUCCCCAUCAGCUCGUUGCUCGAGGAGCAGACAAUGCGACAUUCAGACUCGAGCCAGAUCCAUACACCACCUGGAGCAGUGCAUGAGGCACGUGGCUCAAGCUCCGAGGACAAGAUCCACCCCGAAAUGGCACCUGUUGCUCAGUCAGAACAGAGCGCGGAGCCUACCACACUGGAAGCCAACAAAUCAAACGCGAUAACUGAUGGUGUCAAGAAGAAGUCGCGAGCUUUGAUAAGAUCGACACACGACAGGCUGUGGAGGGCCACGAUGCUAAACCUUCAAGUGAUACGACAGCUUCCGUCGCUAAAUCGCAGCUUGGCUUCAAGCAUACCCGGCGUCCAUCCAAAAUGGUGAAAUUCAAAGGACUCAGCCGGGCUGUUGACAAGCCCAUACCACAUUCCCAGAUAGGCGCAGACCCAUCGCUUGAAGUGACCGGCCAAGGCACUGGCACUAGUCCCUGUCAGCACCAGGGGGACCCACA
This is a messenger RNA of Aspergillus homomorphus CBS 101889, 1579 nucleotides long. RefSeq lists its product as uncharacterized. The record is from RefSeq and is a predicted model, not a curated record. Bases 352 to 1452 code for a protein of 366 amino acids. The transcript has 4 exons. Lineage: Eukaryota; Fungi; Ascomycota; Eurotiomycetes; Eurotiales; Aspergillaceae.